This is a messenger RNA of Cucumis melo (muskmelon), 2301 nucleotides long. RefSeq names its product translocon at the outer membrane of chloroplasts 64. Lineage: Eukaryota; Viridiplantae; Streptophyta; Magnoliopsida; Cucurbitales; Cucurbitaceae. The transcript is spliced from 13 exons. The record is from RefSeq and is a predicted model, not a curated record. Bases 199 to 1974 code for a protein of 591 amino acids. Gene Ontology annotation, molecular function: protein binding.
CAAAACCCAAAAUUGACAGAAGAAAAAGAAAGAGAAACUGAUUGAGGAACCCAAAAGCCUCAAUCCACCAUAUCCCUCGUUUCUUUGUCAAUAUCUCUCAAGCCGGUUACUCUAAUCGUUAUCUUCUUCUCUUUUGUCUCCGCCUAAAACCCUUUUGCUGAAUCGCAACUAAGCUUCUAGGGUUUCCAAUACCCUCUCAUGGCUUCCAAUUCUGCUAAUCUAUGGGUACUCUUGGGAUUGGGUUUGGCUGGAAUCCUUCUUAUGACCAAAAAACUCAAGAAAGCGAUUAGAGAGGACUUUGGAGCGUUCAUCAAGAAAUUUCAGCUACUUCCUCCCCCUCAACCUGCCCCUCCUAAAGCUCCUCAUCCUCUUACCGGUCUCACCUUCGCUGUUUCCGACGUAUUUGAAAUUGAAGGACAUGUGACUGGGUUUGGUCAUCCAGACUGGACAAAAACACAUGAUGCAGCUUCUCGUACAUCUCCAAUAGUUUCUGCUCUGGUCGAAGGAGGAGCUACUUGCAUUGGAAAAACUGUUAUCAAUGAAUUGUCAAUGGGCAUCAGUGGAGAAAACAAGCAUUAUGGCACGCCCACAAAUCCUGCAUCACAUUCUAGAGUUCCUGGUGGGUCAUCCAGUGGAGCUGCUGUUGCCGUAGCUGCUAAUCUUGUUGAUUUCUCUUUGGGUAUUGAUACUGUUGGUGACGUGAGAAUACCUGCUAGCUUUUGUGGCAUUUUAGGGUUUCGACCUUCACAUGGAUCUGUUUCCCAAGUUGGAACUGUACCUGUUUCGUUAAGUCUUGACACUGUUGGAAUGUUUGCCAAGGAUCCUAAUGUCUUGCGUCGCGUUGGUCACGUGCUUUUGCAACUUCCAUAUGCGGUUCAACGCAAUCCUAGACAAGUUAUUAUAGCUGAUGAUUGCUUUCAACUACUGAAGAUACCUGUUGACAGGAUUACUCAGGCAGUGACCAAAUGUACUGAGAAACUUUUUGGCAGACAAGCAUUGAAGCACGAAAAUCUUGGAAGCUAUUUGAGUUCUAAAGUUCCAAAAUUGAAAGAGUUAGUUGGGAAAAAGACAAAUGGGAAUCUGGAUUCUGCUUCAAUUAGAGUGCUGGCCAAUCUGAUCCAGACAGUUGAAAGGAUUGAAUUCAAAGGCAAUCAUGGGGAAUGGAUUGACUCGGUGAAACCAGAUUUGGAUCCUGCUCUAAAGGAGCAAUUAAAUGAGAAGUUGGAGAUACCAGAUGCAAUGAUUGAAAACUUCAAGUCUGUUAGAAAUGAAACCCGUAUGGCUAUUAAUUCUCUUUUGAAGGAUGAUGGAGUUCUAGUCAUCCCCACCACUGUAGAUCCUCCUCCAAAGCUAGGUGGAAAGGAGAUUUUUUCAGAAGAGUACCAGACUCGUGUAUUUAGUUCUUUAAGCAUUGCUAGCAUAUCGGGUUGCUGUCAGGUCACCUUACCACUGGGAUUUCACGAUAGUUGUCCUGUAUCUGUGUCCUUGUUAGCCAGGCAUGGGGGAGAUCGAUUCUUGCUAGAUAUUGUGCAGACCAUGUACAAGUCUUUGCAAGAGGAGGCUGAGGCUGCUUCCAAAUCCAAAUUCUCAAAGAAUGCUGUUAGCCAAGAACAGUCGGCUGAGAUUGCAAAAGAAAAGGGUAAUCAAGCAUACAAAGAAAAACAGUGGGAGAGGGCUGUUGGUUUUUAUACCGAAGCCAUCAAACUCAACAGCAGAAAUGCUACUUAUUACAGUAAUAGGGCUGCAGCAUAUUUAGAGCUUUCACGGUUUCACCAAGCAGAGGCAGAUUGCAGUAAGGCUAUUGACCUGGAUAAGAAGAAUGUUAAAUCGUAUUUACGAAGGGGUACAGCGAGAGAGAUGCUUGGUUUUUUCAAGGAAGCAAUUGAAGAUUUUAGUCAUGCCCUUGUUCUUGAACCAACAAACAAAAGAGCAUCAAUAUCUGCAGAGAGAUUAAGAAAGCUAUUCACAAGUUGAUUCAGCAUUGAGCAAUCUUGGGACCGAAAAAUCGCUCAUUUGGCGAGACAUCGUUCCAUACUUGGUUAGGGUGGGAUCAGACUUCCUUGCUGCUGGGAAUACUUGAGAGCGCAUUUGGAGCAAAUAAUGUUAUCCCUUAUUUUUGUAUUUUGAUUUGAUUAGGAGCAUAGAAACAUUGGUUAUUAUUUUGCGAAAGCUGUGUAACCCAAUUUUGUCUCUACCAACAUUUCUCAAUGCGGAUUGUAGUUCUAGCUGAGCUGAGAAAUGCUUUACAGUACAAUACUAUUAUGGUGAUUGGUGAGAGUACAAGUUCAAUAUUUUUGGAGA